Misgurnus anguillicaudatus (oriental weatherfish) is the source of this 3703-nucleotide messenger RNA. It is a transcript of the gene htr1fa, whose product is annotated as 5-hydroxytryptamine (serotonin) receptor 1Fa. Gene Ontology annotation, biological process: adenylate cyclase-activating adrenergic receptor signaling pathway; positive regulation of MAPK cascade. Gene Ontology annotation, cellular component: plasma membrane. NCBI's taxonomy places the organism in Eukaryota, Metazoa, Chordata, Actinopteri, Cypriniformes, Cobitidae. The record is from RefSeq and is a predicted model, not a curated record. Gene Ontology annotation, molecular function: G protein-coupled serotonin receptor activity.
GAAGGUUCGUUGUAGGUCCUGGCAGAUAAAUACUGUAAAACGCUCACUGAUGUUUGCCGUGCGAGAAUGACGAAUCAGGAAUUGACGAAUCGAUCAUAUCGAUUCCCCGUUUUUUUUUUAACCAAUUCUAAAACAGAACCAGUUCUCGAUAUCCAACCCUAUUUAUAUCUGGCAUGCAUUAGGCAGAUGCCUUUAUCCAAAGUGACUUACAGUACAAUGCAUUCAAGCUAUGCAUUUCUGUCAUACCUGGAAUUGAACCCACAACCUUUUUGUUUCUAAUGUAAUGCCAUACUAAGUGAGCUAGAGAAACAUGUUACUAUGAACUAGUCUUCCUCAUUAUGCAUCUACUGUAUUAAAAAGGCAGCUGAUUUUAGAUAACAUGUAGAUGUGUGCCAGUCUUCAUGAGUUAUUUCAAUACUUAUGUAUGGGCUUACAUAAAUUUAAUUAAUACACCGAAAAUGGGCUUGUGAUGUGUUUGAAAUCAAUUUUGUGGUAUCUAGCCUUUCUCCUCAAAAAGCCCAUCCUCGUGAGUCUCUAUGACAACCACCACAUCUCUCAGGCAGCGCAGAUGCGUGGACAAGGUCUAGGAGCAUGCGGUGUGCUUCAGUACAAUGAUUUUUAUUAGCCCCUCUCACACGUUUACCCUUAUUGUAUGUAAGUUAUAAAAACGAUGUAUUGCAUCCAGCAGAGAGUAGCCCAUUUUGUCAGGUCCGUGGAAAAGACAGAUACUUGAUAGCUGUAAUGAAAAUGAACCAGCUGGUCAGACUCAUCAUUAUACUGAAGAGAAUAAGAUAAGUCAAAGUAUCCCGUGAGCUCUUUUGUGUGGACUCUGUAACACCGUCUAGCCCAAUUUCCUUUGAAAGACAAUUCAGGCGAUUCAAAUCGGAGAAACUGAUAUUCCUCCGUUAUCAGUGGUUUCACUGCCGCACAAGCUUUUUAGUCUCCUGCUCUGCAAUCAUAUAUAUUAACACUGUUUUUCCCUUUUAGAUGCUUUGUGGCAACUGAUGGCAUGCUCCUGGUGGUCAUGAUCAUUGAGCUCAAUGCUGUGAUGACAUCCAGGUCCUGUACACAGACAGAAUAAACAGUCAGAUGAAUAAGCAGCUCAUAUACAGGCAUGGAUUCAAACCACACAAAUGGAUCUUUAUCUGCGGACGAACCCAUUAAAACCACUUGGGGUCUGAUUUUGCUCACUCUCAUUCUUGCUGUGUUGGCUUUGCUGACCACCGCCAUGAACUGUUUGGUCAUCACAGCGAUCAUCGUCACGCGCAAGCUCCACCAUCCCGCUAACUACCUGAUCUGCUCCUUGGCUGUGACCGACCUUUUGGUGGCUAUAUUAGUUAUGCCCUUCAGCAUUGUCUACAUUGUGAAGGAGUCGUGGGACAUAGGUCAAGUGAUGUGCAACAUCUGGUUAAGUGUGGACGUAACCUGUUGCACAUGUUCCAUAUUGCACCUGGCAGCUAUUGCUGUGGACCGCUACCGCGCCAUCACAGACGCCGUGGAGUACUCUAUGAAGAGGACGUCCUUACGGGCCGCCAUCAUGAUCAUUGUGGUGUGGCUUCUCUCCAUAGUUAUCUCUCUCCCACCAUUGUUCUGGAGACACUAUAAGAACAAAGACGAAAAUGACUGCAUAAUUAAACACGAUCACAUCGUCUUUACGCUUUACUCGACAUUCGGGGCAUUUUACAUUCCUCUGAUACUGAUUCUCAUCCUUUACUAUAAAAUCUAUCGAGCAGCAAAAACCCAUUACCACAAGAGAGGGUCCAGCUGCCUCAACAAGUCAGAGUUGAAUGGACACAUGCUUCCGAGGUGCAGCGACAGAGAGCCGACGACUCCUGACACCUUGAGCCCCCCGGAGAAAUCGGUGUCUGAACCUUCCACCGAAGGUGACAGAGUGCGCAUCGCUGCCAAAAGCCCAGAGUCUCAGUCUAGUCGAGACCGGUCUAUCAAGAGACAUCGCAUCUCGAGCACUCGUGAGAGGAAGGCAGCCACCACCCUUGGUCUAAUUCUAGGGGCGUUUGUUAUCUGCUGGCUGCCGUUCUUUAUCCAUGAGGUGAUUUUUAACAUCUGUACCUCCUGCAUCCGAUCUGUCCAGAUGUCCAACUUUCUUACCUGGCUGGGUUACAUCAACUCCCUCAUUAACCCCCUUAUUUACACCAUCUUUAAUGAGGAUUUUAAAAGGGCUUUUCAAAGGUUAAUCAAAUGCAAGAACUUUGUCUAACACAAAUGAAUUAUUUACAUCAUGUGAGACAGUGCAUCGCCCUCAAGAGAUACUCCUGGCACUCUUUAACACAGUAUCAAUUAUUUGUAUGUACUCACUGAACUUUAAAGGCGGGGUUCAUGAUCUCUGAAAGCCAAUGUUGACAUUUGAAAUCACCUAAACAAACACCCCCCUACCCCAAUAUAAUCUGGACCUUCUUUUGAUAGACCCGCCCCACACAGGUAGGUUAGUAGACAUGCCCCUUACUGCUGAUUGGCUACAAGUGUGUUUUGGUACUCGGCCCAACUCCCUUUUACAAAGUGUUUUUGAAAAGUCAUGCACCCCGCCUUUAAUAUAUAAAGUGCAUCAAAGCCUUACUCUAGAGUUACUAGUGGGAUCUUUAGACCCCGUGUCCACCAAAGUGUUUAAACGUGGCUAAAAACGGCUUCUAAAAACACAGAGCGCUUGCCUUGGUUGCUAUGAUACUUGUGUUUUGUUUAUUUGUUGCUGUACGAAGCACCAGUUGGUUGGUCUAGAAUUUAUCCCGCCCCUCCUCCACUGUGAUUGGAUGGCUGAGGCUAAGUUUACACGGAAACGAUCUGAAGAGAAAACACAAAGUGGCGUUGCAUUAUCACUUUUUAUUCUGCGUUUAUAAGAGAAUUUGGGGGGGAAUCUGCGUGCAUAUGGUGACGCAAAAGUAUGAUAUUCGAUGUAGUGUGCACUCCAGCCGGCUAGGUGGCAAUGUGAAGCACUGACACACAACAACACCAAGUCCGCGUGCCUGCGUACAACCCUCUUCCUUGUGCGCCCAGGUGCGUCCAAAGCCGUCUGGUUUGCCUCCGAUGAAUUGGUGCAUCAACAAAUUGAUAGAGGUAAUUAAUGCACCUUUUCUGAUCAUAUAAUACUAGCUGUGAAUAUUUCGUACAUCUGCUGGAGAGAUUCUUGUAUAUUUAUCAGAGCAGCAAUGGCAACUUGAAGGUCCAACGUGUGGACAUAAUCCGACAAGUUUGUUGUUAUUUUCCUGAACUGGCGCAUGCCUGUGACGUAAACGCGUACGCAACAAGAGCCACCGUGAGCAAACGUUUGCGUUUUUACCAUUUAGACGGGAAUGCGACGGUAGAGCGUUUUUAAGAUUUCCACUCUGGAGGGUGGUUUCACUUUUUUGCGUUUUUAAGCCCCAAAAACACAGUCAUCGUGUAAACGAAAGGCAUAUCCGAUAAAAUAUUUUUACGUUUUCACCCUCGAGCGUUCUCGUGUAAACAGGGCCUGAGUGAAAAGUGACAUUAACGCGCGAAGCGUUUUUACCAAAGUUGAAAUUUUUUUAACUCUUGGUGACCAGUGUUUUUUUUUUUUUUUUAAAUAUGCUGGCCUCGGGAAAUAAACGCUUUGGUGGACAUAGAGCCUUAGAGUAACUAGAUAUUUCCAAUGCUAUCUCAUGGCAAUUUGUACGUAUUUUAUAAGGCGGCUAAUUCGUAUUAAUUUGUACAACAACAUUAGUAUAUUUUU